Molecule: messenger RNA, 852 nt
Organism: Peronospora belbahrii
Lineage: Eukaryota; Oomycota; Peronosporomycetes; Peronosporales; Peronosporaceae
Source: the annotation of a GenBank genome assembly
AUGUUUCAUUGGAUUUGGCCGCAAAAGUCUGUCAAAGGUGAUGUUGUUGUAAUUACUGGCGGUGCCAUGGGUCUUGGACGUCUCCUCGCACUUCGCUUUGCUAGACUUGGUGCUAUUGUCGUCAUUUGGGAUCUACAUGUAGAUUUAGGGUAUCAAUUAGUGGAGCAAAUUGAAACUCAAGGCGGCAUUGCUCAGUUUUAUCACGUAGACGUGACAGCUCGUGAGAAAGUGGAUACGAUUGCCCAUCAAGUGCUUCAUACGUGGAAAGCAGUUGAUAUUUUGAUCAAUAAUGCUGGGAUUGUAGAUGGUCACCCUUUACUCGAAUCAUCCGACGUUAUGAUGGAGCGCACAAUGGCAGUUAAUGCCACGUCGCAUUUGUGGACCAUUAAGGCUUUCUUGCCUAUGAUGAUCAAGAGAGAUAAGGGUCAUAUUGUGUCAGUUGCUAGUGCUGCGGGAAUCUUUGGAGCACCUGGAAUGGUCGACUAUGGUGCAAGCAAAUUUGCCGCAAUUGGCUUGAUGCUCAGUUUACGCCAGGAACUACAUGCUAUGGAGCAUUUUGGCAUACAUACGACCAUCGCAUGUCCUAGUUUUAUUGCAACCGGGAUGUUUGAGGGGGCGAGUCCCCCACUAUUCACACAGUGGUUGACACCUGAGUACGUGGCAGAUCAAAUUGUCAAGGCUGUUCGCAGGAACCAGUGGCGAGUUUUGCUGCCGUCUAUUUUGUGCUUCUUGGAGAUCCUGGCAAUCAUUAUGCCCAUGUCCUUUGUAGAUUGGUUUAUUCGCAUCACAAAGACGUCACAGUCCAUGAAGAGAUUCAAACAGACGCGCAAACACACUUUCAAGCAUGACUAG